Orcinus orca (killer whale) is the source of this 2472-nucleotide messenger RNA. RefSeq names its product nudix hydrolase 12 (gene NUDT12). The transcript has 7 exons. The record is from RefSeq and is a predicted model, not a curated record. The coding region runs from base 1045 to 2442 and encodes 465 amino acids. NCBI's taxonomy places the organism in Eukaryota, Metazoa, Chordata, Mammalia, Artiodactyla, Delphinidae. Gene Ontology annotation, biological process: NADP+ catabolic process; NAD+ catabolic process. Gene Ontology annotation, molecular function: protein binding; NADH pyrophosphatase activity; metal ion binding. Gene Ontology annotation, cellular component: cytosol.
AAGUGACCAUGACUUAAAUAUUGCCUGAAGUAAAAACCUAACUGAAGAACCUGUAUGAUAUGAUUUUAAGGAAAAGGCAACUUUAAAGGGAGACCAUACAUGAGUCAGUAUACAGCAGUGCAAAAUAAAGUCCUGAAAAGUUGUAGCUUUCGUUAUUCAUAAGGUUUUUAAAGCAUUUAGGAAUCUUAAUAUGAAGAGAAUGGUGAAGUAAAUUCUAGAGUAAAUCAAAAGAAAUAAAAAAUUGUUUUCUAAUCUAGAAGUCACUCCCACUUUAAGUUGUAUACAGAAUUUCAAUAUUUUGUUUCUCUUCCUGUGAGUAGUUUUGACCUAUUUAUAGGUAGCAGAAAGAUAUAAACAGGUAAGGUAAACAGACACAAAGCCCACUUUUUUCUUUUUAUAUUGUCAUGCUAUUCCUACUACACAACUGAUCAACACAAUUGCAGUGUCAGAACCCUAGAGACAACUGCUGUCAAAAAUUAUGGAUUAUAACCUUUCUUUCUCUUUAGCCUCAAUACCUUAUGCUCAGAAUGGUAGAAACCUAGUUAGAAUCCCAAAUCUUUUCUUAAUAGAAUUUCAUAGAAAAAAAAAAAACAUACCUUACAAAAAAUACUUUGAGAAGUUUAUAGACAACUGAAAUAUGAACCAUUUCCACCCACACACACACAAAAAAGCUCAGUUUGUGCCCUACCACAUUCAGUCCACAAUUAGGCAACAUUUAUUAAAAGGUAUGGAACAAUUAUUUUCUUUUUUACUGAAAUAACAGUAACAAAGCAGACGAAGUUAAUGGUUUUAAAAGCUUCUGUGAUUCAAGUAUAGACAAAGUGACCAAUAGAACAGUGUCCAAUAAUAGGUCCAAAAUAUAUGGUCAUCUCAUUUGUGAAAAGGAUAAUACUGCAAUGUAAUGGGACAAAGAUAGUGAAUUCAAGAAAGAUGCUGAGGCAAAUGGAUUAUCUAUUGGGAUAAAAUGUAUCGUGACCCCUACCUCACACCAUGAGCAAAAAUCAUUCCCUGAUGGAUUAGCAGAAUUAACUAUGCAAGGAAGAAAUGUCUUCUGUAAAAAGAAGUCCAAACCAAGAAAUUACAUCCCAAUUUCACUAUUCAGCUGCAGAAGGAGAUAUUGCCAGGUUAACAGUAAUGCUCAGUCAUUCUCCAUCUCUUCUCAAUGAAACUUCUGAAAAUGGCUGGACUGCUUUAAUGUAUGCUGCAAGGAAUGGGCACCCAGAUGUUGUCCAGUUUCUGCUUGAGAAAGGGUGUGACAGAUCCAUUAUCAAUAAAUCAAGGCAGACUGCACUGGAUAUUGCUAAAUUUUGGGGUUAUAAGCAUAUAGCUAAUUUACUAGCUAAUGCUAAAGGUGGGAAGAAGCCUUGGUUCCUAACCAGUGAAAUGGAAGAAUGUGAAAAUUAUUUUAGCAAGACACUACUGGACCGGAAAAGUGAAAAAAGAAAUAAUUCUGACUGGCUGUUAGCAAAAGAAAGCCAUCCAGCCACAGUUUAUAUCCUUUUCUCAGAUUUAAAUCCCUUGGUUACUCUAGGUGGCAAUGAAGAACGUUUCCAACAGCCAGAAGUCAGGCUUUGUCAGCUGAACUACACAGAUAUAAAGGAUUAUUUGGCUCAGCCUGAGAAGAUCACCUUGAUUUUCCUUGGAGUAGAACUUGAAAUGAAAAAAGAGUUAUUUAAUUAUGCUGGGGAAGUCUCACAAGAAAAAGAUGCAGAAAAAGAUGCGUUGGUUGCCUGGUUUGCUUUAGGUAUAGAUCCUGUUGCUGCUGAAGAAUUUAAGCAAAGACAUGAAAAUUGCUAUUUUCUUCAUCCUCCAAUGCCAGCUCUUCUGCAAUUGAAAGAAAAAGAAGCUGGGGUUGUAGCUCAAGCAAGAUCUGUCCUCGCCUGGCACAGUCGAUAUAAGUUCUGCCCAACCUGUGGAAGUGCAACUAAAAUUGAAGAGGGUGGCUAUAAAAGAGUAUGCUUAAAAGAAGACUGUCCUAGUCUCCAUGGUGUUCACAAUACAUCAUAUCCAAGAGUUGAUCCAGUAGUAAUCAUGCAAGUUAUUCAUCCAGAUGGGACCAAAUGUCUUUUAGGCAGGCAGAAAAGAUUUCCUCCAGGCAUGUUUACCUGCCUUGCUGGAUUUAUUGAACCUGGGGAGACAAUAGAAGAUGCUGUUCGGAGAGAAGUAGAAGAAGAAAGUGGAGUCAGAGUUGGCCGUGUUCAGUAUGUCUCUUGUCAACCAUGGCCUAUGCCCUCCUCCUUAAUGAUUGGUUGCUUAGCUGUGGCAGUGUCUACAGAAAUUAAAGUUGACAAGAAUGAAAUAGAGGAUGCCCGCUGGUUCACUAGAGAACAGGUUGUGGAUGUUCUGACCAAAGGGAAGCAGCAGGCAUUCUUUGUGCCACCAAGCCGAGCUAUUGCACAUCAACUAAUCAAACACUGGAUUGGAAUGAACCCCAAUCUCUAAAUCAAAUAACUAAACUUUGACUAUGUCUAA